AGUCUGGAUAGGCGUAAAUGACUUCAAAAUGGACGGAGUCUGGAAAAAUUAUGACGAAAGCAACCUCGCCUUUUACGACUACAUGUACAAUUAUACCCUCUAUGGAAGCUGGAACGAUAGAGAUGCUUUGGCAAUUAUAUCAACAGAUAACCUACUUUGGUGGGAACGCAAUGAGUACGAAACAACUCUUAAGAUGCUGUGUGAAAGAGACAUAGUUGACAGUUAUUGGGUUGGUGGAUCGGAUCAAAUGAACGAAGGCAUCUGGCUUUGGGAAGAUGGACAAACUAUCAAUAUGUCGCUGUUCCGUACUGGUGAACCGAAUGGGAAUAGUGCGCAAAACUGCUUGUCCCUUAAAUUUUCUGCAUCAGGUAAUCUGUUUGAAGACGAAGACUGCUCCAUACCGAAAAAGUUCAUUUGUCAAAGGAUUUAAUACUUGAAGAUUUAUAUAAAAAAAAAAUGAACAACCUGUGUUACACUGUGUAACAAAAGGUAAUAUUUG
Mytilus trossulus (common blue mussel) is the source of this 499-nucleotide messenger RNA. RefSeq names its product perlucin-like. The record is from RefSeq and is a predicted model, not a curated record. The transcript has 2 exons. NCBI's taxonomy places the organism in Eukaryota, Metazoa, Mollusca, Bivalvia, Mytilida, Mytilidae. Bases 29 to 430 code for a protein of 133 amino acids.